Molecule: messenger RNA, 4992 nt
Organism: Macrobrachium nipponense
Lineage: Eukaryota; Metazoa; Arthropoda; Malacostraca; Decapoda; Palaemonidae
Product: retinitis pigmentosa 1-like 1 protein
Exons: 10
Coding region: 140-3466 (1108 amino acids)
Cellular component (GO): cilium
Source: RefSeq, a predicted model, not a curated record
CGUGCCAUAACCUUGAAGGGACCGAGAGAGAGAGAGAGAAAAAAAGAGACAAAUAUGGUAGUUUCGAUUUUCGAGUGAUAUCCGUCGUGGGUAUCAUAGUGUCGUUCUUUAUGACCUUCGGGAACAACCUCCCAGCGCCAUGGCUAAUAUGGCACUAAGCGGAGCCGCCAGCUCCCUGACGCCUCCAGUAGGCACCCACACGGUGGGCGACGAGGCGAAGGGGGGCGGCGCCCUCGUCUCCUCCCCCUCGCGAAGGAAUCAGAAGAACGUGAGGUCCCGCGUCAGGCGAGUCAGAGGCUCCAACCAGAAGAUCCCGAGGGAGAGGCCGGACCGGGUGCGAGGGCAGACUUCCCUCGAGGACAGACCGCCGCACCAUAAGGAUUACUUGGCCGAGCAGAGGGCCAGGAGGCUGCAGCGCCAGAAGACUAAGGGCAAAGCUGAGGGCAGGCCGGCCGUGAGACGGGCGGGGAAGAGGCUUAUCGACGACGAGGCGGAUGGCAUAAGAGCCCGGAAUAACACGAGUGAGGAUAGUGGGAGGGGCGCCUCCGCCGGCAGCAGUGGGAGUAAAGAUGAGGGGAUUCACAGCACUGGGGAGAAGGACGAGGAGCUGGAGCUAGCUGACGACAAGGAUGCCAGUAUAGCAGCGGAGGAGAAGGUGGAGGACGACGAUGAGGGGCACGGCAGCAUUAACGGCGACGAGGAAGGGGUGGAUGCCUCUCCUGUAGGGGACGCCGAGGCUGACGACGAGGCCAGUGACAAAGAAAUGCAACCCGUAGACGACAACGGCUACGUCGGCGACAUGGACGAGCCGAACUCCCUGGCGACCUCCACCGACGCAGGUCUUGCGACGUCUGAGGCUGAAGUUGAUGUAGAAGCACCUGAAGCAGAAGACGCUGCUGAGGCUAAGGAUGAAGAUAACGCAGAGCCAGGUGAGCCUGGUGAAGAGGCAGAAGCCGAGGCUGAGGCGGAGCCCGAGGUAGAAGCAGCAGAAGCCGAGGCUGACCCAGAGGCAGAAGCCGAGGCCGAGCCAGAGGCAGAGGCAGCAGAAGCCGAGGCUGAGCCCGAGGUAGAAGCAGCAGAAGCCGAGGCUGAGCCAGAGGCAGAAGCCGAGGCCGAGCCAGAGGCAGAGGCAGCAGAAGCCGAGGCUGAGGCUGAGCCAGAGGCAGAAGCCGAGGCUGAGCCAGAGGCUGAGGUAGCAGAUGCCGAGCCAGAGGCAGAAGCCGAGGCUGAGGCCGAGCCCGAGGUAGAAGCAGCAGAAGCCGAGGCUGAGCCAGAGGCAGAAGCCGAGGCUGAGGCUGAGCCAGAGGCAGAGGCAGCAGAAGCCGAGGCCGAGCCAGAGGCAGAAGCCGAGGCUGAGGCUGAGCCAGAGGCAGAGGUAGCAGAAGCCGAGGCAGAGCCAGAGGCAGAAGCUGAGCCCGAGGUAGAGGCAGCAGAAGCGGAGGCUGAAGCAGAGGCCGAGCCAGAGGCAGAGGCAGCAGAAGCCGAGGCCGAGCCAGAGGCAGAGGCAGCAGAUGCCGAACCAGAGGCAGAGGCUGAAGCUGAGCCAGAGGCAGAGGCAGCAGAAACCGAGGCUGAGCCAGCGGCAGAAGCUGACGCUGAACCGGAGGCAGAAGCCGAGCCAGAGGCUGAGGUUGAGGCAGCAGAAGCCGAGGCUGAGGGUGAGCCAGAGGCAGAAGCUGCUGAAGAACCAGGUGAAGUUGCUGCUGAAGAGGCUCCAGCAGAAGUCGAGGAAGCAGCCGAAGCGAAAGCCGAAGAGGAGGCGGGAGAUGCGGAAGACAACAAAGAGCAAGAGGAAGAGAUACAAGAGGUUCCUGCCAUUGCCAGAAUUCCCGGGAGACUAAGAAAGAAAGGUGCCCAAGGCAAAGAGACGCAGAAGAAGCUCGUCCAGAGAAAGCCCUUCGAUAUGGACAAGGUGAAAUCAAACCGCAAGCCCAUCUCUUAUAGAUCAGGCCCCAUACAAACAUCUAGUCGUCCCGAUGCGAACAGACCCACAAUUCUCAAACGUCCGAAGAGAGUCUUCAAAGCCAAAUCCAUCACUAAACCUGACACGGCGCCCCCGUCAGAGGACGUCAUCAAAGAAGUAGACGAAUCGCAGGAGGAUGCCGAAUCCCAGGCCAGCCAGGAGGACCAUCCGGGCUCCACGGCCGACUCAGAACCGCAGGACAUGCCGCCUGUGACCAUCAGCAAACUAGGAGAAGACGAGUUACUGGGAGCACUUGACACCGCGAGAUCUUUUGCUCAGGUGUCCCAAGAUGGCUCGCAAGCAGACUCUCUGGCAGAUUCGAAUUUCCAAGACAUCAGCAGACCGAGAACGGCCGGGAAGAAGUACCGCGUCCAAAUCGCCACCAGGGGGACAGCCGAGAAGACACCGAGGAAGUCCUUAGGAUCCCAGGGGGGUAAGAAAACACCGGCUACGACGGAGGUGUGGGUGCCGGAAGAGGAUAAACUCUACGUCUACAGCUACAGCUCUCAACCUAGGUUACUUCAUGUCAGGAGAGUUGGUCCCAGAGUAGCGACUACAGACAAAUGGGACAUGGAUCCUAAUUCGUCAUUCAGGUUAAAAAUGAGGGGCAGUGGAAACCCAAUGUACGACCGUCGGGUCGUCAGGGGCUCGAACUAUGCCAAACGGAUGAGCGAUGACCACCCGAAAUGGAAUCCCUACUUCUCCAAUGCCCGGUCACUCUCUCCGACCCAUGUAAGUGACAGCUUGAGCGACACAAUGACCGCCGAGUUGUCCCACUCCAUGCAGCUGCGCCGUCAGGAGUUCCGGCAGAAGUUGGAGGCGAGGGCACGCCAACGGCGGGAGAACCACGGGAUAUCCUCGCUCUAUCCUUCAGGGACGCAGGGAUACCGGAGCUACGGGAGGCACAACGUGCAUGUCCAGACGGAGAAUUAUUACGAACCGCUGGAACGUCCCCCUGGGGCUGAAACAGGGGUUCAGACGGAUACCUGGACGGAGGAAGGGGGCUUUGUGGUUCCUGUCAUAGCCCCCACGGAGCCCGGAGUCGAUGGGGCGACUCAGGUCUACGAAACAGAGCUCGACGCGGAGACGGACGACGACGCCCUCGUGGCUGUGCUAGUGGGCCAGACCAUACGGGAGGCGGUGCUGGAGGUGGCCCACGAGGAACAGGCGGAACAGACCCGAAUUAACAGCCUGGCAGCCGACUCCAUCUCCUCCUUCCUCAAGAUGAUUCAAGACGGAAACCUGGGAUAUUAUCAGAUCGGUGUAAUGCCUGAGGCCAACUCGGCUGAAGAGGAACCUGCGAAAGGCGGCGAAGAGGAAGAGGAAGAGGACGAAGGAGAAUCCGCCGCCCCUGAGGAACGCGAGGAACCCGAAGGGAAGGAGCAGACUCCUGACGAAGAGGAGGCCCCCAGGAUGGAGGAAGUCACCUCUCCCGAUCCCAAAGAUGAGGUGAAUGACAUCACGGGAGGGGAGGAAGCGCAGCCCGUCGAAGUUGAAGCUUAAUAAACUUCUGACUGACAUCUCCCGAAAGAACGGGAUCUCUGCUGUCGAUAUUAUUUUCUAGCUGUCAUACUUUCAUUUUUAAAUGAUCGAUUCUCCAACUCUCCAUUUUAAGAUGUAUCGCGUAAAUGUCCCCACAAUACAAUGUCGAGGAAUCUUAUAAACAUUUCUCCCCGUUAAAUAUUGUCAUCGUUUUGUUGAUCAGUGUAGUUCCUCGUUUGACGAGUGGUUUACGUGUUCGCCUACCAAUUCAGUAGUCCGAGCUCGAUUCCCCGCUCUGCCAGCGUGGAAUUAGAGGAAUUUGUUACUGGUGAUUAGUAAUUGAUUUCUUGAAAUAAUGUGGUUUGGAUCCCACAAUAAGCUGUAGGUGCUGGGUAACCAAUUGGUUCCUAGCCACGUAAAAAUAUCUAAUCCUUUGGGCCAGCCCUAGAACAGCAGUUAAAUCAGCUCAGUGGUCUGGUUCAACUAAGAUAUACUUUUUUUUCUCCCUUAAAAGUUGUCCAUCAUUUUCGCUGAUCAGCGUUUAUCAUUUCAUUUGUUAUCCACGUCUUUUGGAGAAGAGAGAAGCAGUCAGACGACCAAGCGAUAUGUAUAGAGUCAGUUACAAAAUAGCCACAGUUAGUCAGUCCAGUCAGUCAGUCAGUCAGUCGAGAAGGCGUUUAGCUCGAAUUUUGUAUUUCAUAUCCUGUCAUGGUUACGAUAGGGUUAGCCAAUGUCAAGGUACACAACGACCAAAGGGAAGAUUUUUUUACCAAUAUUUGGUACUUGUCAACUGUGCAAAGCUGUCUAAAAUAGUCGCGGGGCUAAGAAACCCCCUUGACGUAUGACGCAGUUUCCCCCUUUUUUUAAAAAUUAAGUUCUGAAAGGACCUUAGCUGAAGCAUUUCGUACGGAGGGGAAAGAACUUAUUGACAUGAUGUAUAUUGUGGUAGUUUUCACUUAGGUUAAUUUUAGUAUUAUGUAUAUAAAGGGUUUGUAAUUAGUGAAAUAUAUACAAACAUAUAUUUUGAUAUGGUGCAUUUCGACUUAUCAUGAUCACGGAAUCAGCUUUUGUGAGUAGUAAUAGAAGAGAGAGACGGGAACCCCUUCUCGCACAUAUACAUACAAAUAAUGGACGGUGACGUAGCUAUGACGUCACUAUAUAACACCUGUUGUGACGUCACUGAAGAUGACGCUGCACGAUGACGUCAUUGAGGAACGCUACAUGAAGAAAGCGAGCUGUCAAGAAUAUGUACGCAGCCAUCAUCCUUAACCCAUCUUUUCCUGUGUCCGUUAAAGCAUUUGGAUUUCAUGCUACGCUUGAGCGCUUGAGGAAGCAAAGACGGAAGUGAAGAACAAGGUGAUGGAAAAAGGGCGGGAAAAGUAUACCACACUCGCGGCAGAAAAAGUUAAGGGAGCUCGAGUCGCCUAAUUUCCUUUGAAAAUACGAGUUUCCGGCGUAAUUCUGCCACGCUGACGUUCAACAGUGACCCGGUAAUACGUCUGGAAGGUUUUAAUGUCGAACGGAAUUAACCCUGAUGUAUUUUAACU